GGUAUUAUUCUGCAUUUAUGCAAGACUGUGGUCCCGCAAUGCGCGAGCAGGAGGACAGGCUGAAGUCCUACUACGUGUACAAGUGGAUUCGAAGAAGAUGUUGCGUAAGAAGAAGGGUUGGGAGAGGCCUACAUUUGCCGUGCCUUUGGCGAUGAGGCCGGGGGAGUUUGGCGCCGGCUCGCCGGUGCGACGAGUUGGAGUGACAGUGGGCUUAGCUGUCGCCUUGGCAUUGAUAGUGGGCUUAGCUGCCGCACACUUCCGAGCGGGCUCGGACGUGUUUGCAGGGCUCAAAGGGUCCGCAGGAUUUUCUUAUUAUGCUGCUGCAGGGAACAGUCGAGAGCGAGAGAAUUCGCCGCCGCUGCUUUCCCGAUUGCCGAUGACAGCAGCUGGGCUGUACGAUGUGACAUCGGACGAUCACGGCGGGACGGAGAACGACAUCUCAUCGUCCCUGACAGUAGAGGACUCUGUGGAAGGCCAACUUGAAGAUCUACGGUUCAGAAAUACCGUCUCAGGGUCCACCCAGUGUGACUUGACGAAAGGGAGAUGGGUAGCUGGGCCGGAGAUGUCCCCCUAUAGCGAGAACACGUGCAAGUACAUACCAAGCAAGUGGAAAUGCAGAAGGGAGGGUAGGGAUACCAACUACUCAAGAUGGAGGUGGCAGCCUGACGACUGUAACCUGGAGCAAUUUAAGGCGGAUGUAUUCUUGGAGCUUUUCCGAAAUAAAACGAUAGGAUUUGUGGGUGACUCCAUUCUGCGCAAUGUUUUCAUAUCAUUUCUGUGCUUGCUCAAUGCCUUCCAGCCUGUUGUCCCUGUCAAUGGAACAACGUUCAAGUCUCGCUUUGCGAGUUUUGAAGUGCCAAGCUAUGGUGUGAUACUUCAUUAUGGGACAUCCCAUUUUCUAACUGUGGAAAGCGCAGAUCAAGAGGAAUUCAAGGCUAUUAACCGGACGCGAGAAGGCCGUUACUAUGUUGUCGUGCAUUUAGACAAGGUGAAUGAUCGAUUGAAAGACAUUAUCACGACGUGUGAUGCUAUGGUCCUUGGGUCUGGGCAGUGGUAUCAAGCCACUGGGAAGACAAAGUUUUACGUGCGUAACUCCACUCUUUGGGAUGGGGUGGAUGAUCUGACGGCAUUCGAAGAGGGCAUGCGAACAGUCAUAAAGCACAUCGAGUCAAACUUCAAAGGACCGGUGGUUUUCCAGUCGUAUGCCCCAUCACACUUCACUGGUGGAGAUUGGAACUCCGGAGGACAGUGUUCGGAAACACAGCCGUGGUCGGAUGACGCCGUUCUGGAAAUGGAGAAGCUAUCUCCUGCAGUUCGUUACGAGGAGGUCCAGCAGCGCGUCUUUUCUGAGACAGGAGGUUCGGUUGAACUACUUGACAUAACUCACUUGAGUAUGUACCGAAUCGACGCACACAUUGUUCGUUCUCAUCGAGAAAGCUUGAGAGAUUGCAUGCAUUGGUGCCUCCCUGGAAUACCGGACACAUGGAAUGAUAUGCUAUUUCGAAUCUUAACAAGGAGACCUGAAAGGAUUCGACAAACAGAAGUCCAUGGCUCAAGUGGAAAGUAGGAUUUAACAAUGUUGUUGCAUUCUUUUGUUCGACCUUACACCACU
Molecule: messenger RNA, 1612 nt
Organism: Chara braunii
Lineage: Eukaryota; Viridiplantae; Streptophyta; Charophyceae; Charales; Characeae
Source: the annotation of a GenBank genome assembly